UUAGCUUCUUUCAUCAUUACUGGCAUUAUUCAUCAGUCAACUCAUAAAAAAUCUCACUAAAUUCAUAAAAUGCCGCCUGGAACCAAUGCUAAACAUAAGACAUCUCUUCCAAAAACUGGGAAACGAUUAGUCAAGCGAGAUGUUGAAGUAGCUGAUGAUCUCGAUGAAUGGAAAAAAUCCAAGCAGCUGCUGAAACCUAAAGACCAGCUAGAGUUGACCGAGGGAGAGCUGAAAGAGAUAAUAACAAAAGUACUGACUACAACAAACCCUCAGUUACCUGACAGCCUUGUUGAAUUUGACUAUGCUGAAGGGGCUUUCAAACCUCUACCAUCACAGGGCAAUGUCGUGGUAUUAUUUGCAGCACAAGGAACACUCCUUCAUAAAGAUACGGAAGAAGCUCAUCAGCAAAUGAUAGAGCAAGGAAUAGACCCACUUUCUCUCAAGGACUCAACAGAUAAUCUACUCGAUAAUGAUGCUGAUGAAGAAUUAUCGAUACCACCCGAAACAUUAUCAGAAGGUUCGAAAGAAGAAGGAGAAGAACCGAAAGAAGAGGAAGGUAAAGAAGAAGAUGAAGAAACCGAACACAAAGAAGAAGAAAAGGCCGAGGAGGAUGAAGAAGGAGAAGUAGAGGCAGACGUGGGAGCUAAAACGGCGACCUCCAAAGCACCUGCAAAAACAACAGGCAGACCUAGGAAGCUGACGAAUCAAUUCAAUUUCUGUGAGAGAGCAGCGUUGACUUACAAUAAUCCAACAAGGGGCCAAGAGACUCAAACCAUUCCGCCUCCUAUGGCCACCUUUUCUUCGAAUGUCCUCCAAUGGAUAAUCUACGAUGGAUACCAACAAGAUUACGAAGCGCAACAAUUGGAGAAAGAACUUGAACGAGAACGAAGAGAAAAGGAUAAAAUGGCAGUAGGAAGACCAGUUGUUAAAAAGGUAACAGGAAAAUCACAGCUCAGUGAAGCAGUACAGGGAAGGGUAUAUGAAUGUUGGAAAGUCUUGGAGAGGAUGGUCAACCAAAACACCUAUGAUGAUAUCGCAAAAGAUUACAGAUAUUGGGAUGAUCCUUCAGACGAAUUUCGUGAAGAGGUAGGAACACUACUACCCCUAUGGAAAUUCACCUAUGACAAGACCAAGAAAAAUACUGUGACAGAUAUUGCGUGGAAUCCUAAUUACUACGAUCUGUUUGCUGUGUGUUUUGGUUUCUUGGACUAUAUGAAGCCGAUCCAACAAGGUGCUGUUUGCCUCUUCACAUUGAAGAACCCUUCGUUCCCCGACUACAUCUGCAUGACGGAGUCUGCAGUUAUGUGCGCUGAUACCCAUCCUGUAUAUCCCAACAUGGUCGUCAUAGGGUUAUAUGAUGGCAGCGUGGAAGUUUUCAAUGUUCAAGCAAGUUGCAAAGAGGCAUCGUACAGAAGCGACAAUGUGACUAACAAACAUAGAGGUAUAGUCUGGGAGGUAAAAUGGGCUCCUGAUCUGCCAGAUGGAGAACUGAACUUCUUCUCUGUUGCCGCAGAUGGGAGAAUCAACAAUUGGGUGUUGAUGCAAAAUAAUUUGGCUGUCACCACUAUUAUAACGUUGUUCAUGGCGAAAGAUGCAGUCUCUGGACCUGAUGGAACACUAUUGAAAGUAAAAGGUUGUGCUUCAUGCGUGAAAUUCCACCCCAAGAAGCCUUUGGUCUACCUUGUUGGUACCGAAGAAGGAUUGAUAUACAAAUGUAGCACUGCCUACAGCUCUAUGUAUUUGAUGACAUAUGCAGCUCAUCAAAUGCCAGUAUAUCGUAUUGACUUCAAUAAAUACAACACAGAUAUUUUCGUAUCUUGCAGUGCAGAUUGGAGGAUAAAGAUAUGGGAAGACAAUCGAUUGGAACCUCUUUUCGUCUUUGAUGUCGGAGACAGAGUAGGAGAUGUGAAAUGGGCACCAUAUUCCUCCACAGUGUUCGCAGCAGUAACAACAGAAGGAAAAGUAUUUGUCUUCGAUUUGAACAUAAACAAAUACAAGCCAAUAUGUGUACAAGCAGUAGUUUCGAAAAGGAAGAAUAAACUCACGAGGAUAUCUUUCAACUCCAAAUUACCGAUUAUCAUCGUUGGAGAUGAUAAAGGUUGCAUUACAACUUUAAAGUUGUCUCCUAAUCUGAGGAUACCAUGCAAAGCGCCAAAGAAGCAGCAGCACUUGGAUCAAUGGACCUUGCAAUGUAUGAAAUUGGAUAAAUUAUUAUCACUGGUCAGGGAACCUGUUAUCCUGUCGCUUCCAGAAGAUACAGCUGGAACAGAGGAAUCAUAAAUAAAAAUAUUAUAUUGGUUCAACACUUUUAUUAACAUGAUAAAAAUAUGUACAAGAAAUUGAAUUUAAACUGAAUAAUGAUCAACAUUUACUAUCCUUUUUGGCACAAGUGUAUAUCACGAUUAUAUUCAAAUUUAACAAAGACAAAUUAUUUGCUGUGAAAUGUAUAUUGAUAUCAACAUGAAUUUAAGUAAGUUCUUAGCUGAACUGAUGACAAAUGGUCCACCUAAUUGUUCCACCCUCUUUCAAAACCAAAUAUUUCCGAUAGAAUAUUUAAUAGAACUAUACAAUAUUUAAGUUGAAGAUGCGAUGCAAACAUUCUUAGUUAAUUUUAUAGAACUAUUAAUCACAAUUAUUCAAACCCCAGUUCACACCGAAUUAAAUUUACGACCAUGCCUCUACCACUUAAAUCGUAUGGAAUAUGGUAUAAAAUUAUCAUUAUGUUACAAAUCAUGAUAAGUAUCCAAAUUAUCUCAACUGAAUUCUGUACGAAAACGCAUAUUAUGGAAUGAAUGUAGCAGUAUAAGAAAAAAAUUUUUCCCCAAGAGCUAUAAGUGUGCCCUAUUCCAAUGGUGGAUCAUCAUAAAUACAUGUAAGAAUUAUUUGAUAUACUCGUAUUACAUAGGUCAUUUAUGUCAUGACUGAACAAAAACAAUAUAGGUAAGUAGCAUGUAGCAUGCUUCUAUCUAGGAAUAGUUAUUUAUUAUACAAUUGAAAAAAAGUAUUAGAUUUUGGCUUGAGGUUGUGUUAUCUCCCGACGCGUAGCGGAGGAGGACAAAAAAACACCAUCUCUGGUGAUGACCAGAUUACAGCAAGAAUCAGAGUUGGACCGAGGUCACAUCAGAUCAAAAUAUUGUAACUCAAUCUAUUGAAAAUUAUAACACUACUAUGAUCUACCACAGUUCAUGAUCAGAGGAAUGUAUAUUUGAAGAUACUGUCAAACACCCCUUCUAGAUUAUGUACUGAACUGAAACCUCAACUGCAAUGUGUUUGGAUAUAGGGUGUCCCAGAAAUAAAUUAAAGAAGAAAAAAGACACAACAUUAUGGAGUUCUGUCAACCAAUUGUGCAUCAACCAUAUAUUCAUUGGAAGCAACUGAUAUGAGUACACCUAACUUCAAUAUUAUUUGCCUUUCUAGACAAGGUGAAGGUAAUAUCAUAAUAUGUGCAAAGAAUUAUCAAAUAUAUUAUCUACUUAUAUUCCAAAUAUAUAUUUAUACAUAUAUUGACUUAGAUUAAAUAGGAAAGACCAAGAGGGAAUAAUGGGGGACAGACUGUAUAUAUUGACUUAGAUUAAAUAGGAAAGACCAAGAGGGAAUAAUGGGAAUGACACAAAUUUGAAUUCGGUUAAAUGGAAACAAAUUUGAAUUUUCGUUUUCAUAUUUUCAUUAUAGAUAACAUUAUUGAAGGUCAUGCAACAUAUUUCCCAUAUACCUAUCAUAAAAUAAUGAAAGAAUAAUUGAAAACCAGAUUCUAGAAUGGCAACAUAAUCAUACAAUUCCAAUCACACAGCAGUGAGUAUCAGGGAUCAAUAAAAAUACUGUAUUAUUAGAAAGACAUCAAUUAAUGUUCCAAGAUGAAAUAUUAAGAAUUUGAAAAUGAAAAAUUAUGGAAAUUUCAUCUUAUUGGGAUCAGGAUAUUCAGGAUUUUCAAUUGCUCCUUUUCCAAACUUGAGCUCUAAGAAAUCUCUUAUAUUAUUUGGGCUUGGUACACUUCUACCUAUAAAGUCAAUACUGGACAUGGGAUGUAGAAAGUUUUCAGGAAAUUCCAUGUUCUUAUGAUCAGUGAACCAAGAAUCUCUAGACAUGGUUCCAUUCCUUGAGUAGAAUGGAAACAACUUCACAUGGAUUUUAUUGCUCCUACUGAAAUGGACCCGAUAGAAAUUACCUUCAGUUGCUUUUUCCCAAUGGAAUCCAUUGGUGUCAUCCACUGGUCUAUCUUUGGCUUUCUUCAACCAAAUACACCUUUGCAGAUCUUCUCUGAUGAAACCUACAUCUAUGUCAUGGUCCCAAGGCAAUACAUCCCCACUUCUCAUUGCCCCAAGUAAACUGCCUGCUUCUAGCCAAUAACGUAUUCCAGAUUCAUCCAUUAUAUUAAAUACAUGCCUUGCAGUUUUUUUCAAAUUUGACAAACAGCAGGGAGGUGUCCAUUUUUUCUCAUAAAGGUAAGAAGGCAUGGAAUCCAAAACUGGACCAAAACAACUAGUUGUUUCUUUAGUACAACCAUACCAUUCAGUUGUACCUGUUUCAUGGAUCACCUGCUUUAUUUUGAAGAGAUUGUAAAGUUCUUUUUGUCUCAUGAGGUCAGUUUGUUUUUGUUUCCACUGAGCAUGGUGAGACCUUAAGACUGGUUUUCCAUCAUGAAAUGUUAGUCCCUUUAUAAUUUUGAUCUGAAAAUAGAGA
Messenger RNA from Phaedon cochleariae (mustard beetle), 4680 nucleotides. The record is from the annotation of a GenBank genome assembly. Lineage: Eukaryota; Metazoa; Arthropoda; Insecta; Coleoptera; Chrysomelidae.